AUUCGAUUCUCGAACGAUUUUCCAGCAAGACAAUUUGCUCGGUACGACUCCGUGAUAGGAGCUAUGAGCCCUCUCGCCAUGGAGCUAUCCGCCGAUCAAGGUAACUUCCACAAGAAAGCAUGCCGGGUGUUCGACUGCGCUGUGGCCUGCUGCCUUUCAUUUCCCCCCGAGAGGGCAGCAGCACCCACGAUGCAGUUCGUUCUGAGAAAUACCGGUGAACUUGAUCUGGAUAAUACCAGCGAAAGGACUAUGCUUCUCUUGCCCCUCUCCCGGCGAGCCUAGUUUGUAUUGACUCUUGCAGCGUACCUGAUCUUCCGUCACAAUGGCCACUGACAAGAUCACCUUCCUCACUAACUGGCACGCCACGCCGUACCAUGCCCCGAUCUACCUGGCCCAAGCCAAAGGCUACUUUGCCGACGAAGGCAUCAAGGUCGCCCUGCUCGAGCCCAACGACCCCAGCGAUGUCACUGAGAUCAUCGGCACCGGCAAGGCCGACCUCGGCCUCAAAGCCAUGAUCCACACGCUCGCCGCCAAGGCGCGCGACUUCCCUGUCAAGUCUAUCGGCUCGCUGCUCGAUGAGCCCUUCACCGGCGUCGUGUACCUCAAGAGCAGCGGCAUCACGCCCGACUUCCGCUCGCUGAAGGGCAAGCGGAUCGGCUACGUCGGCGAGUUUGGCAAGAUCCAAAUCGACGAGCUGACCUCGCACUACGGCAUGACGCCCGCCGACUACACGGCAGUGCGGUGCGGCAUGAACGUCAGCAAAGCCAUCAUCGACGGGACGAUUGACGCGGGCAUCGGGCUCGAAAACGUGCAAAUGGUCGAGCUCGAAGAGUGGCUCGCCUCGCAAGGCCGGCCGCGGUCCGACGCGCAAAUGCUGCGCAUCGACGAGCUAGCCGAGCUGGGGUGCUGCUGCUUCUGCAGCAUCCUGUACAUCGGGAACGAGGGCUUCAUCGCCGCAAACCCAGAAAAGGUGCGCGCGUUCCUGCGCGCCGUCAAGCGGGCCACGGACUUUGUGCUUGCGAGCCCCGAGGCCGCGUGGGCCGAAUACGUCGCCUUCAAGCCGGCGAUGGCGGCCUCGCCUGUCAACGCCAAGGUCUUCCAGCGCUCGUUUGCCUUCUUUAGCCGCGACUUGCAGAAUGUUGGGAGGGACUGGAGCAAGGUCACGGCGUACGGCAAGCGCUUGGGCGUCUUGGAUCCGUCGUUCGUCCCGAACUACACGAAUGAGUUCUUGGGCUGGCAGCUUGAUGCUGAUGCUGUCGACCCGGUUGCCGACCAGAAGCUCAUGGCCCAGCUGCAGAAGGACGUCGCUGCCCAUGGCGGCUUCCGCCGUCUGGGUGCCAGGGCUGCUUGCUGCGCUUAGGCGUGCGCUUCUGCUGUAGACGGUGCUCUGUUACCGUCGAUAGCACUCCUGCCUCCAGGAGUCCGGGAUUUCGGUCCGUAUUGACUGGCGUGUCCCUUUUGGUUAGCACACAGCGCCGGUGGCCAACCCUUAGCAGGGAGAGGCUUUCCAUGUCGCGCAUUUCCGCUCGCUCAACGAAGCAAUGAAUUGAUGGCUAUUGCUCUUUAACCCGUU
Aplosporella prunicola CBS 121167 is the source of this 1573-nucleotide messenger RNA. RefSeq lists its product as uncharacterized. Gene Ontology annotation, biological process: thiamine biosynthetic process. The transcript has 5 exons. Lineage: Eukaryota; Fungi; Ascomycota; Dothideomycetes; Botryosphaeriales; Aplosporellaceae. The record is from RefSeq and is a predicted model, not a curated record. The coding region runs from base 323 to 1360 and encodes 345 amino acids.